AUGGGAUCACUUUUGGCUGAUCAGGGAGAUCCACCUCAGUUCCUACAAAUUUACUUUCUCGCAGACUACAACGAGCAGGUUGAUGCGCGUCUCGGCAUUCUGCCUAGCGAUAUUUCCAUCGGUCCCCGUAGAGACAUUCUGUUCCGUCUACAAGACAUGCUUCACGAAACUAACAGUUACAUCCGAAGCUUAAAGUUUGCGUUGCAAAACAACUCUUUGCCCUCUUUCAGUGUUGUCAUCGAUGCAGACAGACGGCCUCACGGUGAGCAUGAGCGUCGCUUCAAUGCUCCUGUAUGUAAUGAAAUUGCCGCAGUCAUCCACGGUGAGGAGCAUAACAGCCGUGACAUUGUCAUAAAAUACCGGGGCGGUAGUCUGCGCCGCAUCAGUGAAACCCACCGUUCAUACGACUGUCUCCAGUACCCCCUUCUUUUUCCAUACGGAAGCGAUGGGUACCACUUCAAAAUCUCAAUAUGCCAGGCAAGCAGCGAUUCCAUGUCGACCUCAAAGACAAUCUCCUGUAGGGCUUACUACGCCUACAUUUUUAUGGUUAGGGAGGGUGAAUUUAACCACUUGCACAGGUGCCGUCAACUAUUUCUUCAAUUCGCUGUUGACAUGGCUGCAAAAAUGGAGUCGGAGAGGUUAGGAUUCAUCAAGUUAAACCAAUCCAAACUUAGAACCGACUCCUACAUUCACCUUCGUGAUGGUCUGCGUUCUGAUGGUGACCGACGCAAUCUCGGCAAACCGUGCAUUUUGCCUUCCUCUUACACUGGUGGCCCUCGAUACAUGCAUGAAAGGACACAAGACGCAAUGACCUAUGUCCGUCAUUGUGGGAGGCCUGAUUUGUUCAUCACGUUCACGUGCAAUCCGAAAUGGGUUGAUAUUACACGCGAACUUUUUCCAGGUCAGCAGUACUCACACCGCCCUGAUCUAAUUGCCCGCGUUUUCCGGUUACAGCUGCUAAAGCUUAUGGAUUUGAUCCUUAAAGGGCAAGUCUUCGGACGCGCCAAGUGUCAUAUGUACACAGUGGAAUGGCAGAAACGCGGUUUGCCUCAUGCCCACAUCCUGCUGUGGCUCAACGAUAAGGUUGACGCAAACAAAAUAGACGAUUUUAUUUCUGCUGAAAUUCCGGAUCCUGCGCUGGAGCCUUUGCUCCACGAAAUCAUUAAAAAAAAAAUGAUACACGGCCCCUGUAGUGUGAAUUACGAAAAAAGGUCAUGUUGGUCAAGCGGCCCCACUUGCGCAAAGGGUUACCCCCGUAAGUUUAUCUCAGAAACGCAGACUGCGACGGAUGGUUACCCUCUGUACAGACGUAGAAGCCCCGCUGAGGGCGGCAGAACUGUGACAGUUAAGGGGCACACUCUGGACAAUAGUUGUGUAGUGCCUUAUUGCCCGCUGCUGUUCAAGACUUUUGGAGCCCACAUAAACGUUGAAUACUGCCACUCGGUUAAGUCAAUAAAGUACAUCUGCAAGUACGUUAAUAAAGGCAGCGAUGCUGCCGUAUUCGGUAUCCGGCGCGACAAUUGCGUUGACGAGCGUAACAGCCCAGGAGUUGAAUGCGUUUUCACUGACUUCAUAUUAAACAGAGCGCUGGUGGCCCUAGAAGAUGUUGUUUUCGAACUGGGAGGUGCCUCUUUACCAACUUACGAUUCACCACCACCGCUCAGAGAUGGUUUUGACACUGUACCAACUGAGUUAUUGCGGGAAAAAUCCUACUCCAUCGAGGGGCUGAACGCAUACAUUAACGAAAAUGAGCCCAAACUUCUACCUGAUUAG
Acanthosepion pharaonis is the source of this 1773-nucleotide messenger RNA. The record is from the annotation of a GenBank genome assembly. NCBI's taxonomy places the organism in Eukaryota, Metazoa, Mollusca, Cephalopoda, Sepiida, Sepiidae.